UGACACAAUUACAACAACUUUGAGCUGGUGUGAGGGGAACUUUACUAUAUCACCAAAUAACGCCCUAUCGUAAAAACCGGCAUCAACUCUACUAAUUGCAUUAUUUGGCAAAUACAUACAUGUAGUAUUUUGUGUACAAUCAUGCGAUAAGGCUGUUUUUGGACGGGUCUUGCUUUCCUUCAGGAUUUGGCAAUCACUCGGCUGAGCUAGCUACGUUUUCAGUCCUACAUACGGUGGUGUACUUUCGUUCUUAUAUUUUGGUGGAGUUUUGUCGCCCGCUUCCCUGUUCCUUUUCUAUGAAAUCGUGCGGAGUGUCGCUCGACGCGGCUGCUGCUCGAAGUCUCGGCGCUGCUGGUGAUGAGGAAAAUAAAAUGGCGGCGGGAAAAGCGAAUGAAAUCGAAUUGGACUUUCUGAAGCUAACAGCGCAGGAGAGAGACAGCUUGGUCAAAAUUGACAGUUCACUAUUUGGAUUUCAAAGGCUUCAUGAAGAUGGCGCCAGAACGAAGGCCUUGCUGUUAAAGGCUGUAAGCUGCUAUGACUCUGCCAUCCUGAAGUCAGAAGGGAAAGUAGAGCCAGAGAUGUUCUGCCAGCUGGGCCACUUCAAUCUUCUCCUGGAGGACUAUCCAAAAGCAUUAUCUGCAUAUCAGAGGUACUACAGUUUACAGUCGGACUACUGGAAGAAUGCUGCCUUUUUAUAUGGCCUUGGUUUGGUCUACUUCCAUUACAACACAUUUCACUGGUGCCCUUUCUCCCUGUCUAGGUCAGUGCAGCCCUCCUCCUCAGAGGCCCAGGCAGGACAGAGAAGGGCAAUAAAAGCAUUUCAGGAUGGGCUCUAUAUUGACCCCAGUUUCUCCCGAGCCACAGAGAUCCACAUGAGACUGGGCCUCAUGUUUAAAGGCAACACCAAUUACGAGUCCAGUCUGAAGCAUUUUCAGCUGGCUUUGAUUGACUCCAACCCCUGCACUUUGUCCAAAGCUGAAAUUCAGUUCCACAUCGCUCAUUUAUAUGAGAUUCAGAAGAAAUUCAGAGCAGCAAAAGAAGCCUAUGAGAAUUUACUCCAGACAGAGAAUCUUCCUGCACAGGUGAAGGCUGCUACACUGCAGCAACUAGGCUGGAUGCAUCACACAGUGGAGCUGUUAGGGGACCAAGGCUCCAAGGACAGCUAUGCCAUCCAGUGUCUACAGAAGUCACUAGAAGCAGACCCCAACUCUGGACAGUCCUGGUACUUCCUCGGCAGGUGCUACUCCAGUAUUGGGAAAGUCCAGGAUGCCUUCAUCUCCUACAGACAGUCCAUUGACAAGUCUGAGGCCAGCGCUGACACCUGGUGCUCCAUAGGUGUUCUGUACCAGCAGCAGAACCAGCCUAUGGAUGCUCUGCAGGCGUACAUCUGUGCAGUGCAGCUGGACCACAGUCAUGCGUCUGCCUGGAUGGACCUGGGCACGCUCUACGAGUCCUGCGGGCAGCCGCACGACGCAAUCAAGUGUUACAUCAACGCCACGCGCAGCAAGGCCUGCACCAACACCGCUGCCCUCACACACCGCAUUAAGCUGCUGCAGGCUCACCCUCAGACAGGUAGUGUUGCGGGGGGGAAGGGUGGUAAAAUGCUUCCUAGUAUUGAGGAGGCGUGGAGCCUGCCCAUCCCCGCUGAGCUCACCUCCAGACAGGGGGGCCUGAACACUGCAGCAGGCAGCCCAGGGUCACAGGCACAGCAGCAGGCAUGUAAGCCCCACAAUGGAGGUGAGGGAGGCCAGGUACAGACACAGGCCUCUCCCCAUCCCAGCCACACUGACAGUCAGGCCAGCCCUGUCAAGAGGAAACGCACCACCAGCCCAGCUAAGAGUGGUGUCGACUUGUGGACAAACGACCCGGUACAACAGCAGAUCCCCAGCUGGUACCUAACGCCACAGAGACUACAGCUCCUGGAUCAGCUCCGGACCAACCGGACCAGUCUGAAACUACCACAGGUACAGAUGCUGGAUCAGCUGGAAAACCAGUUCUCCCUCAUGCAGCAGCAUCAACAGCAGGUGAAACAGCAGGCAGCAGGCCAGUUGUGGCCCACACUACCCAACGGCCCCUCGUUAUCCCCAAACUCCCUCCCCUCACCUCACCCCCUCUCCCGGACUUCACCUGUCAGUCACACCACAGCCCACCCUCCCUGCACUCCUCAGCCAAUGGCCAACGGACCUUUAUCUUUAAGUCACCUGGGACAGCUGGGUAAUCAGGAGGCGGGGACCAUGGGCAAUAAUCACACUCCCGGUUUACCGGGUGCAGGGACUUUACCGGGGGGUCUAACAGAAAGUGGCAGGAGUAACAGAAACGUGCCUUACCUGCAGCAGAACUGUCUACCUCACAACUGCACAGCCGCUAGUGAUACCAGUACCCCUACCAGCAACACUAGUAGUACCAAUACCCCCACCAGCAACACCACCAGUCACCGCAGCAACAGUACCAGUAAUGCAGAGGAGGCCUGGAAGAGCCAGCAACACACCAACUCCCCUGAGGGGCUUCACAAAGGUCCAGGUUCAUAUUCGGCAGGUCCCAAUGGAGAACACCCUUCCUCCCCCUCCCAUCCCACCCAGGCAGCUGGCCCUGGUGCUCAAAGUCUAAAUCAGGUCGGACAUUCCACCGGGCCCUGCCCUGCCUCCUCUUCCUCCUCCUGUUCCUCCCUCUCCUCCUUCUCCUCUUCGCCACAGAGGGGCGGUGGCCCCAACUAUCUCCCUUCCUCUCCCCUCCCCUCCACCACCACUACCUCAGGGGCCCAAACCAAAGAGACCACGCCUUUAGGAAGCAGCAGCGGAUUGGCUACCCAUGCAGGAACACUGUGCAGUCCCAGUCCCAGUCUCACCGCCCUUACACAUGGAUUGGCUAAUCACAUCCAGCAGGGGGUGGUGACCACCACGUACAGCUCGGGGAGCCAAUCCCAGCCCGGCUCUCCUCCUCCGGGCGCGCUCAGUUCAGGCGACCCUCAGCUCUCAGCCUUGCUCAGAGGAAAGGACAAUAAUAAGGGUGAUGAAAACCACGAUAGUAAUAAUCAUCAUCAUCGUGGCGUUAAUCAAGGAGCCACCACGGACGAUAACAUCAAGGUCAACAACAUCCACCCGGGUGUCCACCAUGGAGGUCCCAAACCCCUGUCGGAACACUCUGUGGCUCCCUCGCCCCUCGUCACCAUCCCCUCCCCCCACCGCUCCACUAACCCACCCACAGCCACCAACCUCGCCAGCCUUAACAGCAGCCCGCCCAACAGCGGUACCACCACUACCCCACAGGUCAAUGGUAAGGGGCUAGAGGACUCUCGCAGCCCAGUCAAGGUGGAUCCCACUGAACUGUCUCACAGAAGGCCAGCCCUGGCCUCAUGGUCCUCAGUAUCCAUCUACCCCAGCUCAAACCAGGUGCUCAAAGCAUGCAGGAACCUGGGGAAGAAUGGCCUGUCCAGCAGCAGUAUCCUCCUUGAUCAGUGUCCUCCGCCCAGGCCCCCCCUGCCCCCCUCACCCUCGCUGCCGAAGGACAAACUCAACCCCUCCACACCCAGUAUCUACCUGGAGAAUAAGAGAGAUGCCUUCUUCCCUCCGCUUCAUCAGUUCUGCACCAACCCCUCCAACCCCGUCACUGUCAUCAGAGGGCUGGCUGGGGCGCUCAAACUGGACCUGGGUCUGUUCUCUACUAAGACCCUGGUGGAGUCUAACCCUGACCACCUGGUGGAGGUGCGGACUCAGCUGUCUCAGCCCACCGAUGAGAACUGGGACCUGAGCGGCACCAGGAAGAUGUGGCGCUGCCAGAGCAGCCAGUCACACACCACCAUCGCCAAGUACGCCCAAUACCAGGCGUCGUCCUUCCAGGAUUCUCUACGGGAGGAGAAGAAGAUGGAGCUGGAAGCAGAGGCAGCCAACGCAGAGAGUGUGGCGUGCCGGAAGAAAGGGCCCUUCAAACACAUCAAGUUUGGCACCAACAUCGACCUGUCUGACGAUAGGAAGUGGAAACUGCAUCUGCAGGAGCUCAGUAAGCUGCCAGCCUUUGCCAGGGUGGUGUCUGCUGGAAACCUGCUCAGCCACGUAGGACACACCAUCCUGGGCAUGAACACUGUCCAGCUUUACAUGAAGGUCCCUGGGAGCAGGACGCCAGGUCACCAAGAGAACAACAACUUCUGUUCAGUGAACAUCAACAUUGGCCCGGGGGACUGUGAGUGGUUCUCUGUGCCCCAGCCUUACUGGGGAAUCAUCAACGACUUCUGUGAAAAGAACAACAUCAACUUCCUGAUGGGUUCAUGGUGGCCCAACCUGGAGGACCUGUACGAGGCAGAUGUCCCCGUCUACCGGUUCAUCCAGCGCCCCGGAGACCUGGUGUGGCUCAACACGGGCACCGUUCACUGGGUCCAGGCCAUCGGCUGGUGCAACAACAUCGCCUGGAACGUAGGACCCCUCACUGCGUACCAGUAUAAGCUGGCAGCAGAGCGAUAUGAAUGGAAUAAGCUGCAGAGCGUCAAGUCCAUUGUCCCCAUGAUACACCUCUCCUGGAACAUGGCCAGGAAUAUCAAAGUCUCCGACAGCAAGCUCUUCCAGAUGAUCAAGUACUGUCUGCUGCGGACAUUGAAGCAGUGUCAGAUGCUGCGGGAGCUACUGCAGGCGUCAGGCAAGGAGCUGGUGUGGCACGGCAGGACCAGGGACGAGCCCGUACAUUACUGCAGCAUCUGUGAGGUGGAGGUGUUUGCCCUACUGUUUGUAACCAGUGAGAGUAACAGCAGGAAGACGUACGUGGUGCACUGUCAGGACUGUGCCCGUAGGGGGAGCUCUAACCUGGACAACUUUGUGGUGCUGGAGCAGUACAAGAUGGACGACCUCACACAGGUCUACGACCAGUUCACACUCGCUCCUCCUUUGCCAUCAUCCUCUUGACGGUAACAUUCUGUUGUUCUGAGGACGAUAAGAAUCCAUGCUGUACUCCCAGAACCCACCGGAAGCCCCUUUUCUGAUAUUCAGGAAGUGAGCCAGCAGUCCUCUUCUGCUUUCUGUAGAUAUUCCACAAGGCAGCUGGGUGAAAAGCUGUGUGUCUAUGCAACCUGCCCAGAGUGGAGGUGAGGUGUCUCCUCCUAGAGGACUGGAGGGGGAGGGCAUUACUCCUGCCUUCUCCACCAGCCGUGGUGGAAAAAGUACCCCAUUGUUAUACUUGAGUAGAGGUAAAGAUACCUUGAUAGAAAAUGACUCAAGUAAAAGAGAAAGUCAUCAGUAAAAUACUACUUUAGUAAAAGUCGGUAUGGUUUUAAACUAUAUGGUUUUAAAUAUACUUCAGUAUCAAAAGUAAAUAUAAUUGCUAAAAUAUACUUAAUCAAAAGUAAAAGUACAUGUAUAAAUAAUUACAAUUUGUUUAUAUUAGGCAAAGCAGAUGGACACAUUUUAUUUAUUUUUUCAUUUACAGAUAGCAAGGGGCACACUCCAACACUCAGAUAUCAUUAACAAAUGAAGCAUUUGUGAUUAGUGAGUCUGCCAGAUCAGAGGCAGUAGGGAUGUUCUCUUGAUAAGUGUGUGAAUGAGACCAUUUUCCUGUCCUGCUUAGCAUUUCAAGUGUAACGAGUACUUUUGGGUGUCAGGGAAAAUGUAUGGAGUAAAAAGUACCUUUUUUGGGGGGGGAAAUGUAGUGAAAUAAAAGUUGUUAAACAUAUAAAUAGUAAAGUACAGAUACCCCCCCCCCAAAAAAAACUACUUAAUUGCUGUCUGGCACAAUAGCUGACAAAAAUGAUGACUGCAUUUCUUUUGUAUAUAUAUUUUCUUAAAACUGGCAACAACAUCACACAAAGACUACUGACCUGAUACACAUUUCCCUUUUUUUAAUUCUGUUUGUGGGCUGAUACAAAUGUGCUCUGAGUUGGUGUGUGUGUCCCCCACUUGAGUCUACGUCCUAGAAUCGCUGGUCUUUUGUAUGUUAGUAAAUAGAAGUCGUCUUUGGGCAAGAAAAUAAAAUAAAAAACAUUUUGUAAAGUAAUAUAUUUUUUUUUUACUGUUUUAGUUAUUUUGGAACCGUAUGGUUUGGUUCUGUAGGUAAAAUAGUAUUCCAAUGGGUGAGAAAUUUAACAGCCAAGUCACCAAGGGACUUUUAUGGAAUAAAUAAACUUAUUUUUUCUAACCUUUGUUGUAAAUUUACACUAUUUAUAAAAUGUAUAUUUAUUGCUUGAAAAUAUUUGUUGAUCGAAUGCUGUAAUUUUUUUCCCACAGAUGACCUGCCAUUUAAAGGAGUUUUAUACACAACCCUUCCUACGUUUUCUAUACGAAUAAAACUGCUUUAGCAAAGCAUUUUUCCAGAGACUCCUUGAAAUGGUUUUAUUGUUUGAAGGAUGUUUUAGUCAUUAAACAGAAGUUGUAUUUAUUUA
Molecule: messenger RNA, 6358 nt
Organism: Oncorhynchus masou masou (cherry salmon)
Lineage: Eukaryota; Metazoa; Chordata; Actinopteri; Salmoniformes; Salmonidae
Product: lysine-specific demethylase 6A-like
Exons: 31
Coding region: 297-4889 (1530 amino acids)
Biological process (GO): regulation of gene expression; heart development
Cellular component (GO): MLL3/4 complex
Molecular function (GO): histone H3K27me2/H3K27me3 demethylase activity; RNA polymerase II cis-regulatory region sequence-specific DNA binding; protein binding
Source: RefSeq, a predicted model, not a curated record